Messenger RNA from Hypoxylon fragiforme, 1388 nucleotides. Its product is annotated as short chain dehydrogenase. Gene Ontology annotation, cellular component: endoplasmic reticulum. The transcript has 2 exons. Lineage: Eukaryota; Fungi; Ascomycota; Sordariomycetes; Xylariales; Hypoxylaceae. The record is from RefSeq and is a predicted model, not a curated record. Gene Ontology annotation, biological process: fatty acid elongation. Gene Ontology annotation, molecular function: ketoreductase activity. The coding region runs from base 175 to 1173 and encodes 332 amino acids.
GUAAAAAGUGAUUUAACUUAAGAAGGCAAUGAUGUACCUUUGACCACAAGCAAAAAUCCCCAACAACUAAACUUCACCUACUCACCAUUUCCAUCCGCUUUUCCUCUUCUUCUCUUUCUUAAUACUUGUACCUUACCACAAACAUACUAGGUACAGUGAUAUAACAUAUUCAAGAUGGAUAAGGUGAACGAGUUCAUCGCAUCUAUUCCGCCAAGUGUGCAACUGGCAUUUGCUGGUGUUGGAGCACUAUUCGUAGGCUCCAAAUUGCUCAACUUGCUUCGCCUAUUUCUCAGUCUCUUCAUCCUCAGCGGCACCAAUCUUAAGAAAUAUGGCAAGAAGGGAACCUGGGCCGUAGUGACUGGCGCAUCCGAUGGCCUCGGAAAAGAAUUUGCGACUCAGCUUGCUGCUAAGGGUUUCAACAUCGUACUGGUUUCUCGUACCUUGUCCAAGUUAGAGGCACUAUCCCAAGAGUUAGAGAGCAAGUUUAGCGGUUUGCAGACCAAGGUGCUCGACAUGGACUUCUCUGCCGACGACGAUGCCGACUACGCUCGUCUUUCCAAGCUGAUUACCGGUCUUGACAUCGGUAUUCUCAUCAACAACGUCGGCCAGAGCCACAGCAUUCCUGUUCCCUUCGUCCUUACCGAACAGAAGGAGCUCCAAGACAUAAUCACCAUCAACUGCCUCGGCACCCUCAAAGUCACACAGGUCAUCGCUCCGGGUAUGCAAUCCCGUAAGCGAGGCUUGAUCCUCACCAUGGGCAGCUUUGGUGGCUGGAUUCCAUCCCCACUCUUAGCAACCUACUCAGGCAGCAAGGCAUUCCUGCAGCAUUGGUCUGCUGCCCUUGCCGCGGAGCUGAAGCCAAGCAACGUCGAUGUCGAACUCUGCCUGAGCUACUUGGUCACCACGGCAAUGAGCAAGGUACGACGAUCAAGCUUGUUGAUCCCGAGCCCGAGGCCGUUUGUGCGCGCUGCACUCGGCAAGGUGGGGACCGGGGGGUGGCAAAACACGGCAUAUACCUACACGCCUUGGUGGACUCAUGCGUUGAUGGCCUGGUUCGUUGAGACAACCGUUGGUAUUGGAAGCUCGAUCCCUAUCAAGUUUACCUUGAGCAUGCAUGAAGAUAUUAGAAACCGAGCUUUGAAGAAAGCUGCCCGAGAAGCGAAGAAGCAGUGAAGUCAAGACUAGCAUGAGUAGACUUCCAAAAACGAGUAUGAAAUAGGAUCAGACUGGGACGGGUAUUGGGGGAAAAGCGACUUGAUGGAUUGAUAUCAAUAGGUAGUUAAUCCCAAACUAUUUGCAUAUAACUAAACAGGCCCAAUAUUGAGCAUCCUGCCCGCCUUGAAUUUAACCCUCGCAUGUUACAUAGUAGGCGCAAAUAUUACCCUACC